AUGGCGUCCGUUCGGAAGCCCUUGGCUGUCUCCUAUGCGAAUUACAAGAAAACGCCGCCGCCCGUCCCCCCACGCACCACUUCCAAGCCUCUGAUCUCGGUGACCGCACAGAGCAGCACCGAAUCCACGCAGGAUGCCUACCAGGACGGCCGCGCGCAGCGGGCGUCCCCGUGGCCCCAGGACAGCCACGGCCUCUACAACUCCACGGACAGCCUGGACAGCAACAAGGCCAUGAGCCUUGCCCUGGAGACGGCCGCGGCCCAGCGCCUCGCCUCCGACGGCCAGAGCAGCUCCGCGCGGACCAGCGACAAGGCCGUCCUGGUGUCCAAGGCCGAGGACUUCCUCAAGAGCCGGCGCUCCUCCAUCGGGAUCCAGGAUUCUGAAUUCCCAGAGCAUCAGCCAUACCCAAGGUCAGAUGUGGAAACAGCCACAGACUCUGACACAGAGAGCCGAGGCCUGCGAGAAUACCACUCUGUUGGCAUCCAAGUGGAAGAUGAGAAGCGACACGGGCGUUUCAAGCGUUCCAACAGCGUGACCGCCGCCGUCCAGGCGGACUUGGAGCUGGAGGGCUUCCCGGGACACGUCACCAUGGAGGACAAGGGCCUGCAGUUUGGGCCCUCCUUCCAGCGGCAUUCGGAGCCCAGCACGCCCACCCAGUAUGGGGCCGUAAGAACUGUUCGGACCCAGGGGCUCUUCAGUUACAGAGAAGACUAUAGGACCCCCGUGGACACUGGCAGCCUGCCGCUGCCCGACCCCUGGCUGGAGCCGUCCAUCGAGACAGCGGAGACGGGGAGGGUGUCUCCGUGCCGGAGGGACGGCUCGUGGUUUGCGAAGCUGCUGCACACGGAGACAAAGAGGAUGGAAGGCUGGUGCAAGGACAUGGAGAGAGACGCGGAGGAGAAUGAUCUCUCAGAGGAAAGUAAGAGUGCAGCCUCCCCUCGGCUUCUUAGCACUGCAGUUGGUCAGUAG
Messenger RNA from Leptonychotes weddellii (Weddell seal), 969 nucleotides. NCBI's taxonomy places the organism in Eukaryota, Metazoa, Chordata, Mammalia, Carnivora, Phocidae. The record is from RefSeq and is a predicted model, not a curated record.